GCAGCACGUCCUACUUUUUAAAAUGGCUGCGCCCAUGGCCGUCAAGAAAAAUAUGAAUGCUUUUAAAAUUAUUGCGAUAGGAUGGUUGUCUAUUCUUAUGGCAACCUCAUUUUCCAAGGCAGUGGACAUGGAAGAUUUUUUCACUAGUGAGCAUACUAACAACUGGGCUGUGCUUGUUGACACGUCGAGGUUCUGGUUCAACUACCGACAUGUGGCAAAUGUCCUCUCCAUCUACAGAAGUGUGAAGAGACUCGGUAUUCCUGACAGUCACAUUAUAUUGAUGGUAGCUGACGAUAUGGCCUGCAAUCCAAGAAAUCCAAGACCUGCCACUGUUUUCAACAAUGCCAACGAGCAGAUCAAUGUGUAUGGAGACGAUGUGGAAGUGGAUUACCGUGGUUACGAGGUCACUGUCGAGAACAUUAUCCGUGUUCUAACUGGGCGACUUCCUCCCAGCACCCCACGGUCUAAACGACUCCUGUCUGAUGAAAAUAGCAACAUCUUGGUGUACAUGACUGGUCAUGGUGGGGACGGGUUUCUCAAGUUCCAAGACGCAGAAGAGAUUUCCAGUGUGGAACUGGCCGACGCCUUCGAGCAGAUGUGGCAGAAAAGAAGGUACCAUGAGGCAUUCUUCAUGAUUGACACAUGCCAGGCCGAGUCAAUGUUCCAGAAGUUCUACUCUCCUAAUAUCCUUGCCGUGGCUAGCAGCAGGGUCGGGGAGGAUUCCCUAUCGCACCAUGUUGACCCUUCAAUCGGAGUGUACGUGAUAGACAGGUACACAUACUACGCCCUUGAGUUCCUGGAGAGGGUUGAACCAAACAGUAAGAAAACCAUGGGACAAUUUCUACAAGUGUGCCCCAAGAGCCAGUGUGUAUCAACCGUGUCAUAUCGUACCGAUCUAUUCCGCCGUGACCCGUCGAAAGUCCUUCUUACAGACUUCUUUGGAAGUGUGAGAAAUGUGGAACUACUUACAGAAACCAUGGACUUCAGCAAUGUCACAAUGCCACAGACUUGCAGCAAAGAAAGCUGUGGAUCCCAAGCCAAUCAAGAGUCCAGCCGACCCCUCAAGUACGCGGAACAGUUCCCGAUGCCCACCUGAUGUCCACAGGACCACUUUACUUUAGAUUUUAAUCAGAUGGUGUAAUCCAAUGACAAGCUCAAACUGUGCGUUCUCUCAUGUGCUUAAAAUUAAAUGUUCUUAAAAUACUAUACAUGAACAGAUGGACCGGAGUUAUACUUCACAAUGUCCGCAUUAUGUUACCUGGUAGAGGACAACAGCUUUUUGUAUAAAACUGCUUAAGUCUUUGGUUUGGUUAAAGUUGGCCAAAGUAUUUACUGAUUGGUCAAUUAUUAAAUUAUCUGAAAAUAAUAUUGCAAACAAGCCUAAAGAUAACAUGUGAACAACUUAUUCAUUUUUUUAUAAUUGGCUCCAGAUUGAGAGUUAAGAUUUAUUAUUUAUAUGGUCGGAUUAUGGUAAACCAUGUGCUCAAAAUCGUAUGUUUGGUCUCUGGCUUUGUCACAAAUUCUUAUAGUAAAAUCAAAAUACAUUAUUGAGGAUCAUUGUCAGUGCAUGUAAUUUCCCAUUUGUUGUGACGCUUCACAGAAUUUAUGGCCCGGAGUAAGGUGCUUUAGUAUGUUAAUGAUUUUAAUAAUGAUUUUGCACCUAAAACCAAGGGAAUCUCUUCUGUCUUGAUAACAGAUACUGAGAAUUAAAAUUGAUUCAUGCGUUGGACAAUGAUAUGUCAUAGUUGAGAACCAUUUUGUUUCUUUAUUUCUACCGGUAGCUAAUUGUUAUGAAAAAAACACCUGAUAUGUGACAGAUUGCCUUACUUUAUGCGUUAUAAUACAUAGACAUAUUAUCUUUAUAGAAUCGUUUAUGUGUUUAAAAAAAUGAUGCUGUUGUGCACUUUUGAUCAAACUUUAUUAUUUUCUAUGUUGUUGGUGAUUUUUUUAAUUACUUGUGAAUGAUAUUUAGUGUAUUAGAAAUAUUUUAUCUUGUAUGAACAGUAAUAGUCCAGUCAGAUCGUCACAAGAAUGCAUCAGACAUUGGGAAAAGCAUGACACUUGGAACACAUGUAAUUAGACCAAUCGUAAACAUUUGUUGACCAAGAACUAGUUUGUGUCUGUCAAUAUGGCUAAAUGCUGACCAUCUUGGAAAAUGCGUAUGGCAUUAUUUUGAAGUUCAACUUAUCCAUUAUUACUGUAUUUUCAUUCCAAAUUUGUUUAAAUGAUUAUAUUUAUUACAGUUCUUUUUUCCAUAAGCCACAUAACAUUUUAUAAGUGUGCAAUAUUUUGAAAAUAAAUGAACUCUUGUAGUCUGUA
Messenger RNA from Mya arenaria, 2319 nucleotides. Its product is annotated as GPI-anchor transamidase-like. Gene Ontology annotation, molecular function: GPI-anchor transamidase activity. The coding region runs from base 23 to 1096 and encodes 357 amino acids. Lineage: Eukaryota; Metazoa; Mollusca; Bivalvia; Myida; Myidae. Gene Ontology annotation, biological process: proteolysis; attachment of GPI anchor to protein; protein localization to cell surface. Gene Ontology annotation, cellular component: GPI-anchor transamidase complex. The record is from RefSeq and is a predicted model, not a curated record. The transcript has 9 exons.